GCCGUCAGGAAGAAAGACCCGAGCCACCUGCACCAGCCAAGCCCGAGGGGGAGCACAAGAUCAGAGACACGAUGGCCGACGUCGCAGAGAAGCAGGAGCUGCCGCCCGCGGGCGACGCCGCCGUGGCCCCGCCCGCCGUGCCCGAGGAUGUGGCCGCCAUGUUCGACCUGAAGAAGAAGAAGAAGAAGUCCAAGAAGGUCAAGAAGGAGAAGAAGGAGAAGACGGAGGACGCCGAGGCCGCCGCCGAUGCCGCGCCCGACGCCAACUCGGUGCUGGUGCAGGACCCCGCCACGUACUCGUACAAGGACGAGCUGCUGGCGCGCAUCAUGGCCAAGCUGCACGAGAACAACCCGGAGCUGACGGACCGCAAGCGCCACACGAUGAAGCCGCCGCAGCUCAUGCGCGUGGGCACCAAGAAGACGCUGUGGGUGAACUUCCAGGAGAUCUGCCAGAUGAUGCACCGCAGCCCCGAGCACGUGCUGCAGUUCACGCUGGCCGAGCUGGGUACGGAGGGAUCCAUCGACGGCAACCAGCGCCUGGUCAUCCGCGGUCGCUACGUGCCCAAGUACAUUGAGUCGCUGCUGCGCAAGUACAUCACGGAGUACGUCUCGUGCCAGAUGUGCCGCUCGCCCAACACGACGCUCACGCGCGACUCGGUGAGCCGCCUGUACUUCGUGCACUGCCAGGACUGCGGUUCCUCGCGGUCCGUGGCUGCCAUCCGCUCGGGUUUCCACGCCGCUACUCGUGCCGACAGAAGGGCCGCGCGCAAGUAA
Messenger RNA from Phytophthora sojae, 773 nucleotides. RefSeq lists its product as hypothetical. Gene Ontology annotation, biological process: translational initiation; formation of translation preinitiation complex; formation of cytoplasmic translation initiation complex. NCBI's taxonomy places the organism in Eukaryota, Oomycota, Peronosporomycetes, Peronosporales, Peronosporaceae. Gene Ontology annotation, molecular function: translation initiation factor activity; mRNA binding; translation initiation factor binding. The transcript has 2 exons. Gene Ontology annotation, cellular component: eukaryotic translation initiation factor 2 complex. The record is from RefSeq and is a predicted model, not a curated record. Bases 72 to 773 code for a protein of 233 amino acids.